GCAGGUAGCAGAAUCUGCAGACCUAUGCUUAUGCUUUAUCUGCCUUAUUCCUCUUUACCUAGGGUGGGCACAUGAUGAAGUAUAUUCUGCUUGAUAGUGUCUUAUUAAAUGUGCAAUUUGGCUGCUUAUAACAAUUGCACUCACCUGAUUGAACAUUGCACUUCAAAGUAAUUUGGCCUCAUGUCUUGUAAAAAUAAAUCUAAAUGUAUUCACAAUACACAGAAUAAAGCAUUUUGCUAUUUCAGUGUUUAGUGGCAUUGUUGCAUAACAGUAUAUAUUUGGAAAUUUUAAAUGUACCUCAGCAGUUCAAUUAUAAUCUUUAAAAUAAAUAAUCGGGUAAAGUAUCCUGAAUAAAAUCAAUCAGGUGAGUGGCAUGCUUUGAACAUGCAUAAUCAAUAUCUUGCUGACUGACACCUGAUCUGCGGCUGAUUUGCAGACAUGUUGCCAGCAAUGAAACAGAUAAUGAAAAAUUGUAACAUUUAGCCAUAACAAUUAGCCUUUCACCAUAAAACCUGAAUUUUGUCAGCAGAAGUAUUGCCCCUCCUGGUAUAAAAGAAAGCAAAAUUAGACUGUACUAUUAAAGGAGUAUGGUUGAUUGUGCAUUCAGAAUUGUUAAAUGAAGGAAGGCAUUGAGGAAAAUGAAGAUAUCAUUUAAAUUGUAAUAUUUGGCACUUAAUUAACCUGACAAGCUCCAUUAAACUGCAAAGCUGCUGUUAACUUUUUGCUAUUUAUAUAGAAUAGCCCCAUUCUGCCCCAUGUAGUUGUUCAUGUUUACAGAUAACAAUUACAUUUGUUACUAUUGUAACCAAAAGCUCUGCAUGUUUAAAAAUUUUGUAUGGUAAUCCCUGUAAGAGGAGAAUGAGAAGGCUUCAGGAAAAUAGCACAUUUUUUAAUGUUGGCAGGUUUCUACAUUUAUACUUUGAUUUCUCUUUCCUGCAAAGGCUUCUCACACAAAGAAUUUACUUCCAACUUGGUAUGUCCAUUGUUAUGGAGCGCAACCUUUUGUAACAUACUUUACAUAGAAUAACCAGCAAGUGUGAAAUCAAUAAUUUAAGACAUUUAUUAGAUGCCGGACAUAUAGAAUUAAAGCGGUUACCAUUACCGAAGUGGACGCUCAAGUAAUAUGUCAUGGUAGUAUAUAAGUGAGUGCCAUGCAAUGAUGGAGAUAGAUUGCAUGAAAAAGUAAAGGGAAAAAGCAAUCACUAUAACUAAACAGAAUUCAAACAAAGUGCUUUGUAGUAUUUUAUAUUAAUUUGCUGUUGACUGUGGCCAUUGAGUAAAUCAUUUAGGAGCACAGGGAUUGAGCAGCAUCUUGAAUUUUAGAAAUGUAUAAAUAUAUAAAUGUAUAACUAUGCUUACUUGAGAGGAGUUUAAACUGACAGUUCUAUGUUGUGUCAGAGGAAACAGGUUAAAUUAAAUCCUAAAAGCUGAUUAUUAAAAAGCAUUGACUAAAACUGUACUGAGAGCUGUAAUGUACAAAUGUCAAAGCAUAAUUAAUAAAAUGUAUUAACAGACAAAAUGACAUAGAAAGAGAACAGUAAAAAUUGCAGUAUUUAAGAUGUGGAACAGUAAGCAUAUAUAGUAUUAAGUACAAACUAGACUUAGUCCACAGUACAGUACUAUUAGUAAAUUUGAACAAACUUUCCAUGCUAGAAUUUUCAAAUCAUUUUCUAUAGGUUUGUUGACUACAAUGAAGAAGAACAAAUGCAUUAUUCUUGUCAAUUGGACAUGUGCCGUUUAUCAGCUAAGUGCACUGUUUGCUUACAGAGCAGACCUAAAGUUAACUGAAAUGCCAGAAGAAGAGGGAAAAUAUAAAAAUGACUUUGUUGUCUGGACAGACAAUGAAAUACAACUGCUUUUAAAAGUUACAAGCAAAUAUACAAGUGAGAAUAAAGUUGUCAUAGCCUUGGAAAAUGUUGACUGGGAUCCUUGACAGAAUAAAUACAGCUAAAUAUUCAAGUAUUUCAAGGCACAAUACCAGUUUGCUGAUGCAAAGUAGUUAGGGAAUGAAUUGUAUGAAUAAACUGAAACUGGUGGCUGAUCAAAUGACAAUUCUAAGUAAGUGUUUUCAAAGUUUCAUUUUUCAAAUCCACACUGCUAUGUGAGGCCCAGUGUUUUACAUAUACACACUUAGAAAAGAGUUUUAACAGGAUAUGUUUUCAGUAGCCGAAAAACCCAUUUCAGUGUGGAUGGAAGGUCAAAACCAAAUAAAUGAAAGAAUGUGGUUUCUAUUUUAUCAGUGUUAGUGUGUACAAGGUGUCAGAGCAUUUUUUUGUCACUUUGCUUAAGUACAAUGGUUUUCACCUUGAUGAACCACUUGUUUCACUCAACCACAUUUUGGGACAAGGCAAACUUCAUCAUUCAUCUGCAUUUUAAGCCAUGCUGAUGUUGCAUCACUCAGGAGUUCAUAUGCUAAACUUAGAAGAGGCAGGAGUUGGUUUUUAUUAUGAUCAAAAUAGUCUGAAAUAUUUCAAGCUAUUGGCAAGUUUGUAUGGUAAAAUGGGUUACAUAACAGCUUAUUCUACAGGAUACUAUAUGUUAAUCAAUGUGGUCUUGGGAACAUUUCAUAAGUAAAGUAUUUAGUGGACACUGGAGUUUGCCGAAGUGCCAUAAUAACUACAUAUAAUACAGUAUCUGUGUACUUCAUUUUGCUAAAGUGGAGUAGAAUGAAUUUUAUUAAUGAACAAGGUAGUAGGGUACAGCAGUACAUGCUAUAUAUUUAUCCAGAAACAAUCCAAAAGAAUUACUAAUGCAACUGUCUUAUAUAAUAAAUCCAUAGCUGGUUCUGUUAAAUUAAAACAUUUCAAUCACUGUGCAAACCAUGUUUUGUGAUAAAACCAUUUAAGGUUUAGUCAGGCACUAGCUCAGAUACAGCAAUCACUGCCCAGACCUCUAAUUAUUUUAUGAUGAUUUCUGAAUUAGAAAAUAGAACAGGAAUCUACUAUUAGAAGUAGAAUACACAUGGACAUUGUAUGUUUAAAUAGAAUUAAUCAUUUGUACCUUUAAACUCACCUUGCUGAGAUAACUGCAACACUGAUGACCCUGGUAAAGGGAAGUGUGCUGAUUGCUACACAGAUACACAAAAGAUUUUAUAAUUGUUACAUGGAUCUUUUUUUUUCCUGUUUAUUAGUCCUCAACUUUAAGAAGUACACUGAAACACGGUGUAUGAAAGUUAAAAUUUCCAAUAUCAAUGUGUAUGUCCUUAUUACAUAUCUCCUUUCUCAUUCACAUUUUCAAGGUCUGUCCCAGAAAGAAUGAAAAAGAAGCAAUGCUUAUUUCAGUAUAGGCCUGUAUUAGAAGUGUUUGUCAUGUUACUUAUGGUGGCCAUAUUAUCCAUCAGCAGGUGUUAGGUGUAAUCAGAUCAGUUGUUUUGAAUGUAAAUUAAAAUAACAUCUUGCAAAAUAUAAUCGAUUGUUUCUUUUGCUGUACUACAGGUACAUAUAAUAGACUUCUCAGAAAAGUUGCAGUAUUCCAUUAUUAUAUAGUUCUCUAGCAGUUUUUGGAUUUUUCAGUAAAACUUUUUUGAACUCUUACUUUUCUAAGCAUGACCCACAUAAUAAUUUGAGUAUUUCUGAAAAGGCACUGAAUGUAUUGUAAAUUUUCAAGAUAAGGUUAAUCCUUAGGGAAGGAAUUAUAUUUAUAUUCUUAAAUUAAGCAAAACUUUGUAUAUCCUGAACAAGAUGAGAAAUCCUCUCUGUCAAAAAAGAACAUAUGAAGUGAAGAAUACAAAACCUGGAUGUUUUUAAGGCUAUGAGAGGGCAGGACUCCAUAAUCCAGACUAAACAAUUGAUUCCCCAUUUUUUGUGACAUUGGAGCAUAUACCUGAGAUGAAGUCAUGAUGGAUUUAUUGGAUCUUCAGCAUAAUGCACUAUCAGGAAGGAAGCCUUCUUCAUACGUAUAUUCAAACUGUAUGGCUUACUGCACUGAAAAUAUGUAUGGAUACCAUUCAUUUUAUUGUUUUAUUGAUAUCUGGGAUUUCUAAUAUCAGUUAUAUUAAAAUGAGUGUCUUCAAAAAAAUCUGGUGACCUGAUGUUGAUGUCUUUGAGACCAAGCAGAUGGCAGAUUUUGAAAGGGAAGCCCAACAGCUGUACCUGAAAACUUUCAAGUUAUAAUUUAACACCUGACAAAAGAGGAUGUUGUGGUUUUGAGAAUGUAAUGUUUUCAGAGCCGAAUCUAGACACUCUGCUGUGAUACUGACCUGGAAAAAUUAAUCAGGUUGCAUUUACAGCAUAUAGAUAUGGCCCAAGAGACAAACCAGAGUCCAGUGCCGAUGCUGUGUGCCACAGGUUGUGGCUUUUAUGGGAAUCCAAGGACAAACGGAAUGUGCUCAGUGUGCUAUAAGGAAUACCUUCAAAGGCAGCAGAGCAGUGGAAGAAUGAGUCCUAUGAGCCCGAUGGGUACAAAUAGUGUAUCCAGUAGUCCUACAACAGAAGUCUGUGCAAUCCAGAGAAUAGAAGCAAGUUUAAACAGUUCAGAAUCCACUUCAUCCAGCGUAUUGGAUACAUCCAGGGGCACACCAGCAUCGUCUUUGCCAGUAACGCAACAAAUGACAGAAAUGAGCAUUUCAAAUGAAGACAAGGUCACAACACCAAAAACUGAAGCUACCGAACCAGUUGUUACUCAGCCAACGGCAUCAACUUCACAUCCCUGUGCAUCAGGCAGUGAAGAACCCAAAGCCCCUGAACUCCCCAAAACAAAGAAAAAUCGAUGUUUUAUGUGCAGGAAAAAGGUUGGACUAACAGGUUUUGAUUGUCGCUGUGGAAAUUUGUUCUGUGGGCUCCAUCGUUACUCUGACAAGCACAACUGCCCCUAUGAUUACAAAGCAGAAGCAGCAGCAAAGAUAAGGAAAGAAAACCCUGUCGUCGUAGCUGACAAGAUUCAGAGAAUAUAAGGCAGACACUUUUUUCUUUCUGUUGAACACUGUUAAGAGUGAAGAAAGGACAAUUUCUUUUUUUUUAAGAUCUCAAAACUCAUAUACUGAGCACAUGCAUGAAUGAUCACUUUUUCUUUUUUUUUCUUUUUUUCUUUUUUUUUAAGAUUAUUCAGCAUUUUACUUUAUUCCCGUUGUGUAUCGUUCCUCUUGGCUUAGGGAAAUAAUGCAGUCCCGGGCAUCAUUUCAGGAAAUCUUACGUACUGUCAGCCAACCUUUUAUUCAAAGGCGAUAGAUGAUCUUCUUUAAAGCCGGCAUAUUCUUUUUGUGCCAAAAUUUGGAAGGAAUUCUCAUGGCUUUGGGUUUUUCUUGUCAAGCAAAGCAUUGAUUUCAGUGCUAAUGGUGACUUAGAAAGGUGCGUCUGCAUGCUUGCCUACUUCUUUUGGGCCGAUGAGCAGAUUAAACACUUGCAUUAUAUUUUGUCCCUUGUUUAUGUCUUCAGGUUCUUUUGUGAUCUGUUGAAGGUGAAAUUCACAUCUUUAAUACAAAACUUGCCUGGAUGUUCUUAGUGUUCUUGGACAAGAUAUGUGACUGUGUUUGGUAUCAACCCCCUGUCACUCCCUGCCCCUCAACCACAUUUUGUUUUAAUCGCUUUCUGAUGAAGUUGUUAACCUGAUGCUGCUUUUCCAGGAAAUGCAUAUCCUGUCAUGAAGUUAUUGCAAGUUAUAUUGUGCCAUAUGCGAUAGCAUGUGUGGGAAACUUGCUGAAAUCAACGUAAUGUCUUUUAUAAGCUGCCUGUUAAAAAAGUAAUUUAAAAAAUAAUUGUAACGAUUCAGUGUUGAAAAAGGAUAUGCUCAGAAGAGCAGGUGUGCAUUGUAAACCAGUAGAAUGCUGUGUGCCAUUAGUUAAAAUGGUUCAGUUCUGUCCAUCUUUUGAAACAAGUUCUGCAGAGUUUUAUGAGAUAGUGAGUUUAUAGGCUUACAAUGAACUCUUCAAAGCAGUGAUAGUAAUCUGAUGCCUGAAACCAUGCCCAGUAGUCUGCUUCUCAAAUUUACUUGGGUGUAGGAGUGUAAUUUUGGGUGUAUUGCAUGGGUUGCUUAUCUACAGUGUAAAAUAUCUGAAAUGUAGAAAUGGCAAUAUACUUCACUAAUGCUUGUUCAGUAUUUCCACUUCUGUUCAUAAUGGAAGGUUCUUGGGACAUCCUAGAGAUUGUGCUGAUAUUUACAUAUAUAAUGUGUAUGUUUACAUAGCAGAUCUGUGAAUUGCAUGCAUAUGUACACAUACACAUAUCUACAUAUAUACAGGAUUCAGUGGUUGGAGCUAAGGAGGAAAUAAAAGCAAAGUUGAAUUAAAAGGGUUGAUUUUGCUGGUGCUAGGAUUUUAUUCAAACCAGUGUGUUUUAUCUAAAAGCUUGAACAGUAGUGUAAUAAAAUGUGUGUAUGUAUAUUUUUAUGUUGCAUAUAUAUUUAAAAUGUACUUAUACCCAAAUAGCCAUCCAUUCUAAAUACUGUAUGAUUCUAAUAUGACAAUUUAUUGACAAAAUACCUCUGUCGUUUAAAGGAAUAGUCCUCCCAAACUUCAUGGCUUAAUAUUUUUUCUCUUGAAAAGUAUCUAUUCAGAUAAGAGGAAACACUGAUAUUCACCACAGUUAAGCUGUUGUUCAGAAUUUAGGAAAGGAGUUUAUAUGAUGAAAAAUGAAAGGCCGAAUUAUCCACAGAGCAUCUUUAAAGCCGUGAUAAGGAACAUAAAGCAUUCAGAACCAUAGAAAUAAAUGAAAACGGUAUUCAGGUUAUUUUGAAUGUACUCUUCUGCCAUUUUUCUCACUGCUAACGGAUGGAAAUUCCACUUACAAAUAAAAAUAAAUGAAUUUGUUUCAUGUGUUGUUUUCAAGAGGAACAAUUCUGUUUAUGCCAUCAGCCUCCAUGACAUUGUGAAUGUCUUUGGCACUGAAGAUGCUUGGUGGAGAUUUUGCUUUCUAUUUACUGUCUUUUCACUGUUCGAAGACAAGACCACGGACAAGACAGGAUCAUCAGCCGCCUACACAAUAUUGAAGAACUGUUUAACCAGAAUGCAAAAUGGUUUCCCCUUGGCUAAAUAUAUUUUUCAGGAAAAUUUGGGCUCAGUAUUCCUUUAAAGGUUUACCUUUUAGAUUUAAAUGCAAGUUGAACAAUCUGCUUUGGCUCCUGUAUAUGUGUAUAACUAUAUAGUCUACAUUAGCAGUGUGGUAACAUAUAUUCUUGUAAAUAGAUUCCUUGUCGGGAUAUUGCUUCAUAUCCAUUUUCCUAGUUAUGUAUUUUAUUUGGUUAUCCAAUGCUCUUCUCAUAUAGGAAUGUGAGAUUUUUGCUUUUGAAACUAAUGUAUUAUUUUCACUUUUUUCUUUUCAACUUCAUUUUAGUUAUUCAAACUUGUUCAAGAGGGAUAGGUGUGUUCAUAUUUAUGUAUUGCAUAUAAUCUUGCUAUUGAGCAUUAAUGCUAAACUGUAUUAUGUAAAUAAAAUUAUGUACAGAGAGAUUAUA
Molecule: messenger RNA, 7386 nt
Organism: Polypterus senegalus (gray bichir)
Lineage: Eukaryota; Metazoa; Chordata; Cladistia; Polypteriformes; Polypteridae
Product: AN1-type zinc finger protein 5-like
Exons: 7
Coding region: 4238-4891 (217 amino acids)
Molecular function (GO): DNA binding; zinc ion binding
Source: RefSeq, a predicted model, not a curated record